Chanos chanos (milkfish) is the source of this 869-nucleotide messenger RNA. It is a transcript of the gene znf346, whose product is annotated as zinc finger protein 346. Lineage: Eukaryota; Metazoa; Chordata; Actinopteri; Gonorynchiformes; Chanidae. Gene Ontology annotation, molecular function: nucleic acid binding; zinc ion binding. The record is from RefSeq and is a predicted model, not a curated record. The transcript has 7 exons. The coding region runs from base 7 to 852 and encodes 281 amino acids.
GGAAACAUGGCGCACGAAGGACCGAAUGGGGAUACUCCAUAUUUACCCUCGGGUGCGGCGGAGGUGGACAAAAUGAUUAGAGAAAACAGCGACUUGUUUUCUGACUCGCAGUGUAAAGUAUGCAGUGCGGUGCUGAUAUCAGAAUCCCAAAAACUCGCGCAUUAUCAGAGCAAGAAGCAUGCAAACAAAGUGAGACGCUACAUGAGUUUUCACAGGGGUGAAGAACCAUCCAUAAAAAGAUUCAAAAGUCCUUCCCCAGAAGACGGCGGUAACGCUGAUGAAGGGGACAAAUACAAAGCGUGUCAUGUGUGCAACAUGACGUUUUCUUCUCCAGUGGUGGCUGAGUCCCACUACCAAGGCAAAGUGCACUCCAAAAACCUGAGGUUGAAGACCUUUGGGCACCAGACUCCAGCGUCACCUUUGGCACAGGUGCGUAAGGAGGACGGACAGCUUUCCGGGACUCUGGGUUCGGGUGACAAAGACCCCAAUCGUUUCUGCGCCAUCUGUCACGCGUCUUUCAACAACCCGCUAAUGGCCCAACAGCACUACGUGGGCAAGAAGCAUAAAAAACAACAGACCAAACUCAAGCUUCUGGAGACAUAUGGGCCUUCCACCGUACCAGCUUCCACGGUAAAAGGUUACCCCUGCACUGUCUGUAACAUCGAACUCAACUCUGUGGAGCAGUAUCAGGCGCACAUCAGUGGCUCUAAACACAAGAACCACGUCAGAGGCAAGAGAGCUGCCAGUUCAGUGCCCAACGUCUCAGAGAACACCCAGCCAAAAUUCCAGUAUGGUCCCAGCCAGAAACCAGUACAAGAGGACUGGGGCUCCUAUGCGCGGGACUAUUCGUGAAGGGGGAAAACGCUGAG